UUUCCCUACUUUUAAACUUGUUUUUGUUUUCUUCCAUAAUUUCUUUUCUGAUUUCUGAAAGGUAAGAUUCUUGUGUUUUGGUUGGUUAAAAAGUUUACCGCUGGAAUGUAAAUUUUAGCGGUUAAAGUGUCAGUAUCACGAUGGUGCCGUUACCAUGAUAUGCAGGUGGUCUUUCCCUUUUUAUGGCGUUUUCUACUGUUUUGUGAACAAAUUCUUAGAUUUAAAUAGUGAGACAAGAUAUAAGUUGAUGUGAGUUUUCCCUGUUCUGAUUUUGUUAAGAGUUGAAAAUCUUGAAAUUUAUGGGUUUCAUUUGGUUGUGUCAGUAAAUGAAUAUAUAUAAAAAAAACAUUUUCUGUUUGAUUUUCAUUUCUGGUGCCGAAUUGAAGAGAUUUUUUUAGAGUCACUGAGCUGUUUUCAGCCAAUUACUAUAUAAUUUAUGGUGAUUUCGGGAUAACGGCAUUUGAAGAGCUUAGAUGAGUGUGGAUGAAGCCGGUAGCAGCUCCGAGUGGACUAGGGAGCAAGACAAGGCAUUUGAGACUGCCCUUGCAACUUAUCCCGAGGACUUUUCAGAUCGGUGGGAAAAAAUUGCAGCCGAUGUACCUGGAAAAACUUUGAAAGAGAUUAAAGAACACUAUAAACUUCUAGAGGAUGACAUUAAUGCGAUCGAAUCAGGCUGUGUGCCUCUUCCGCCGUAUAAAUCUACCGAGAGUUCUGCAGGCCAUGCUGGUGAUGAAGGAGCCGGUAAGAAGGGAACCGGCCAUGUACGGCAUAACAGUGAGUCAAAUCAUGGGAGUAAGAAUUCAAAGUCCGAUCAAGAACGCCGCAAGGGGAUUGCUUGGACAGAGGAUGAACACAGGUUAUUUCUUCUCGGUUUGGAUAAAUACGGGAAAGGCGACUGGCGAAGCAUAUCCCGGAACUUGGUGGUCACUAGAACACCGGCACAAGUUGCAAGUCAUGCGCAAAAAUACUUCAUCAGAUUGAACUCGAUGAGCAAAGAUCGGAGGCGAUCUAGCAUCCAUGAUAUUACCAGUGUUGGCAAUGCAGACGUUUCAGCACCCCAAGGUCCGAUCAUCGGUCAAUCAAACGGCCCCGCACCCGUAGGAAAACCAACCAAACAGCUUCCAGUACAUCAGGCUGCGCCACCUGGUCUCAGUGUGCAUGGUGUUCCAACUAUGGGGCAACCGAUAGGGGGUCCCCUAGUCUCAGCAGUUGGCACACCCGUGAACCUUCCUGCCCCGGCACAUAUGGCUUAUGGAGUCAGAGCGACUUUACCCGGAACAGUCGUUCCGGGUGCUCCAGUGACUUACCCGAUGCCGCAUGCAUCUGCUCACAGGUAAUAAGAUUUGCUUAACUGCAAGCACAACUUAUGUCUGUCAUUUGUUUAAUCCUAAUAAGGCCACAGGGAGAGAAUCUAAAUGUAUUUUUAUAGGGAAACUAUGGA
Hibiscus syriacus is the source of this 1441-nucleotide messenger RNA. Its product is annotated as transcription factor SRM1-like. The record is from RefSeq and is a predicted model, not a curated record. Bases 474 to 1337 code for a protein of 287 amino acids. NCBI's taxonomy places the organism in Eukaryota, Viridiplantae, Streptophyta, Magnoliopsida, Malvales, Malvaceae. The transcript is spliced from 3 exons. Gene Ontology annotation, molecular function: DNA binding.